CUUUCAGUUACAGCUUCAGUCAGAAGCGAGCUUUAAACCAUAGAAAGAUGAUAUCGAAAUUACAGUUUGUGUUGCUCAUUGCGGGGCUUUGCAUGAGCGUAACCAAGGCUGAUGACGUUGAUUGUAGCCAGCGACCCAAGUUUGUGGAUCCCAAAACCUGUUGUCCCAUGCCGGAAUUUUUCACAGACGAACUUAAGGAAGCGUGCAAGGAGGAAUACUCUGCAACAUUUAGGCCACCAAUGGCAAUGCCCACGGCUAGCGAGCAGGAAGGCGAAAGAAGACAACGUCGUCCUCAUCAUCAUCAUCAUCAUCAUCACCAUCACCAUCCAUGCUUCGUAUCCUGUGCACUACGUGAAGCUGGCAUUAUUGUCAACGACGAAUUUAAUCCAGAGAAACUUACAAGCUAUGUGGAAGUCGUCUUUAAGGAUAAUAAGGAGCUGCAAGUCUUGACCAGCCAAGCUUUUGCUAAUUGCAGUGCUAGAGCGGAGGAAUUCAAGGAGAUGCGCGGUCCAAUGGCUCGUCCUUCACCACCACCUGGCGAACUUUCCUGCAGCCAUCGUCCUGCCUUUUUAAUGGGCUGUGCUUACAGAAAUAUGUUCAAGAACUGCCCAGCCUCCAUAUGGACCGAUACACAGGAGUGCAACGAAGCUCGUGAACAUUUUAGAAAGUGCAAGCCCAAAUUCCGUCGCCCAGGCAGCAAUGAAAGUUUCAAAAGUGCCGAAAAAGCAACAGCUUAAAACAUAAAAACACAAAUUGUAAAUUUUCAAUACUUUUAAAUAUUCAAAAUUGUUUAAA
This is a messenger RNA of Drosophila busckii, 795 nucleotides long. RefSeq names its product Obp49a. The record is from RefSeq and is a predicted model, not a curated record. NCBI's taxonomy places the organism in Eukaryota, Metazoa, Arthropoda, Insecta, Diptera, Drosophilidae. Bases 48 to 737 code for a protein of 229 amino acids. The transcript has 3 exons.